AGAAUGGAGUCCAGAUUGCGGGAGAAGAUGAAGCCGGCCGUGGACGAGAUGUUUCCCAAGGGCGCCGGGCCGUAUGUGGACCUGGACGAGGCAGGAGGCAGCACUGGGCUCCUGAUGGACUUGGCAGCCAAUGAAAAGGCAGUUCACGCAGACGUUUUCAAUGAUUUUGAAGAUCUCUUUGACGAUGAUGAUAUCCAGUGAGGUGUGUCCAGCGGUGCAUUUGGUGAAGCUUCGCCACGUGGUGGUGUGGUGGGUCUCCUUAAAGGACAGUUUCAGGUGGUUCCAGAGAACUUGUGGGAAUCGCUAGAAUUUAGGAGAUGAUUAGCCAAGAAAG
Cervus elaphus (red deer) is the source of this 334-nucleotide messenger RNA. Its product is annotated as COP9 signalosome complex subunit 9-like. Lineage: Eukaryota; Metazoa; Chordata; Mammalia; Artiodactyla; Cervidae. Bases 4 to 201 code for a protein of 65 amino acids. The record is from RefSeq and is a predicted model, not a curated record. Gene Ontology annotation, biological process: negative regulation of protein neddylation. The transcript has a single exon.